CACUCUCUCCCUCCCCCAAGUGCCUCUUGUCCGGCCCCCUGAUCUUUCUGUCCAUUGGCUUCCCCGGGUCUACUUUUCAUGUCCAGCCCCUAAUGAGUGUCCAUUGGUUUUGUUAUUUCCCUUUCCCUCCUCCCACUUUGCCGCUUCGCCCUGCCCAUGUUUUGUAUGUCUGUGUCCAUCCAUCUCCUGACGUUCAAGUUCGCAGGAACGUCACGUCCGCACUUGAACUUGCAGCUCAGGGGGGCUUUUGCCAUUUUUUCAUCUCUCUCUCUUUUCAAAGAAGCCAUGACGGCGAUCCCACAAUCCAUCUUCCCUGCGCCAUCGUUGUAUUAUUUCUAAUUUUGGAUGUCAAAGGCAUUGAUGAAGAUAUUUUCUCUGGAGUCUCCCUUCUAACCCGGCUCUCCCGAUGUGAACCGAGCUGAACGCUGCCACCAGCCACCAUGUCUCGCCGCAAGCAAGGCAAACCCCAGCACUUAAGCAAACGAGAUUUUUCGCCCGAGCCCCUGUCUGCCGUUGCCUCAGAGGAGCUUUCGUCGGAGCGCUGCUCAGAGCGUUCGGACCGCUCGGAGAAUGGCGCAGGCUCGGUACGGGUUGCCGUGGAGACGGAGCAGGACCUGUUGACCUGCGGACAGUGUCAGACCACCUUCCCUCUGGGGGACAUCCUGCUCUUCAUCGAGCACAAGAGGAAGAGAUGCCACGGGCCACCCUGCCUGGCCCGUGGUCUGGACAAGCCCCCCUCGCCAUCGCCGGGCCUCGCUCUCACGCCCUCACCCUUCUUGGCCUCACUUCGCAGGCGCCCCGUGGAGGUGGGCGUCCAAGCCACGCUGGGCGAUGAUGACGACGACCGCCUGUCAUUGCCCAGGGGGAUAUGCCCCAAGCAGGAACACAUCCCAGGUAAAGAGGAGCCCACUACCUACACCUGCACCACCUGUAAACAGGCCUACGGGAGCGCCUGGUUCCUGCUCCAGCAUGCCCAGAAUACCCACGGCUUCCGCAUCUACCUGGAGAACGAGCACGGUCAUGGCAGCCCCCUCACCCCCCGAAUGGGCAGACCGUCCUCCAUGAGCGGAGGCGCGGACUGCCCCUCGCAGCCCCCCCUCCACGGCCUCCACUUGCCCGAGGCCAGCCCCUUCAGCCUCCUCCGCAUGCCCGGAUCAGGCUCGGGGGGCCGGGAAGGAGGGGGCGGGAGCCAACGUUUCCCCCUGACGCCCCCGCUUUUCAGCCCUCCUCCGCGCCACCACCUGGACACGCACCACCUGAGCCCGGAGGAGUUGGCGCUGGCAGCCCACCACCCGAGUGCCUUCGACAGGGUGCUGCGCCUCAACCCCCCUAUCCCCCUGGACCCCGCACCGGCCAUGGACUUCUCUCGCCGGCUGAGGGAGCUGGCGGGCAACACCUCAGGGUCCACCCCUCCCCACUCGCCGAACCGGCCCAGCCCUAUGCAACGGCUGCUCCAACCGUUCCAGCCCGGCGGAGGGGGGGGGGGAGGGGGCAAGCCUCCCUACCUGUCCACCCCACCUCCCAUGCCGCCGUCCAUGCAGUCCCCCUCGGGUUCCCAGACCACCCCCACCACCCCGCUGCCCUCGUCGGGCCCCCAGCCCUCCACUCCCCUGAAGUCCAAGUCGUGUGAGUUCUGCGGCAAGAACUUCAAGUUCCAGAGUAAUCUGAUUGUGCACCGGCGAAGCCACACGGGCGAGAAGCCCUACAAGUGCCACCUCUGCGACCACGCCUGCACGCAGGCCAGCAAGCUCAAACGCCACAUGAAGACACACAUGCACAAGUCGGGCUCGCCCAACAACGGGAAGUCCGAAGACGGGCUCUCGGCGGCCUCCUCGCCCGAGCCUGGAACCAGCGAGCGGAUGGGCAGCGCGAGCAACGCCCUCAAGUCGGUGGUGGCCAAGCUUAAGAGCGAGAAUAACCGCUUGCGAUUGGAGAAUGGGGAAGAGGAGGAGGAAGAGGAGGAGGAGGAAGAGGAGGAGGAGGAAGAAGAAGAGGAGGGGGAAGAGGAGGAAGAGGAGGUGGAGGAAGAGGAGAACGCGGACGGAGCCCGGAGGAACAACAACAGCUUCCACUUCAGCCUGAGUCUGGAGGCGGCUCGUCACCACGAGAACAACGGCAGCAUGGGAGCCGGGGGUCGCCUGGUGGGGGGAGAGGAGGGCUCCAUCCCCCGCUCGUUGCCCGACGUGAUGCAGGGCAUGGGGCUGGCGGCCAGCAUGCAGCACUUCAGCGAAGCCUUUCACGUGCACAAGCGCAACGUCCUCGGCCAGGAGAACCACACGCACCUACGGCACCACCGCGACCCCCCGCACCGCCAGCUGUGUGACGAGGACUCAGCCCUCGAGUCGGACCGGGGCGAGGAGGGCUGUGUUUCCGCCGUGGCCGUCAACGGCCGCGGCUCGUCCCCAAGCGAGGCCGCCUCGGUGGGCCUCUCCAAGAAGCUGCUGGUAGGCAACCCCAGCCCGCUCAGCCCCUUCUCUAAACGCAUUAAGCUGGAGAAGGAGUUUGACCUGCCCACCCCCACCAUCCCCAACACAGAGAACGUCUACUCCCAGUGGCUGGCGGGCUACGCCGCCUCCCGACAACUCAAGGACCCCUUUCUGAACUUUGGAGGGGACUCCCGACAAUCGCCCUUCGCCUCCUCGCCCUCCGAGCACUCAUCGGAGAACGGCAGCCUUCGCUUCUCCACUCCUCCUGGGGAGUUGGACGGGGGCGUGUCGGGCCGCAGUGGGACAGGGAGUGGGGGGAGCACGCCCCACUUAGGGGCUCCGUUGACCCGGCCGGGCUCCAAGGACAGCAGCCGGCGCAGCGACACCUGCGAGUACUGCGGCAAGGUGUUCAAGAACUGCAGCAACCUGACGGUGCACCGGCGCAGCCACACGGGCGAGCGGCCCUACAAGUGCGAGCUGUGCAACUACGCCUGCGCCCAGAGCUCCAAGCUCACACGCCACAUGAAGACACACGGGCAGAUCGGCAAGGACGUGUACAAGUGCGAGAUCUGCCAGAUGCCCUUCAGCGUGUACAGCACCCUGGAGAAACACAUGAAAAAAUGGCACAGUGACCGCCCUUUGAGUGCCGAAAUUAAGUCGGAGUAGCGGAGAGGGUGGGGCUUUGCCUGUCAUCAGCCCUCCCCGCCCCCACGACCUCCCCCCCGCCCCCUGUAGAUUUAACCCCUCUUCUUUCACCGGUCUGGUGGAAUCUAAGACAAUGUGCUCUGCACCAGCACAACCAGUUUCCAUUACCCGUUGAAUGCAUGAUCUGUAUAGGGGCAAUACUAUUGCAUUGACGCAAAACUUCGAGCCUUUCUCUUGUGCAAUAAUUUACAUGUCGUGUACUUAUUUUGUUUCAUUUUUUUUUUUUUUUCUCAUUUUUGAUAAUUAGACGGCAUGCAUGGUAUGUUUUGGCUAAUUUAAAAAAAAACAAAAAAAAGUCAUUGUCCCCGGGUUGGUUAGUUGUUGAGUAAAAUGUGUUGCUGUUUUCUUGUUCUGUUUUUUUAUUUUCAAAAAAAAAAAGAAAAGACAAGGAACGGCCAUGCUGCAUACAUUCUGUGACACAUAUCAUGUAGAGUUUUUGUGUUGUAACACGGAGGACGAACCCGUCUGCAGCUUAACCCCACUCUGGACGACCUGGGAAUAUCGCACUUAACCUUCGUCUUUCUAAAAGAUGUUCUGUCCCCAUGGGGUUAAAAAAAUUAUCUAGGAAUUUGCUUGAUUAUAAAACGCAAAGCAGUGACAGCCUUUGGAUUUCUUCAAAAAAAGACAAGGAUGCGUUAAGAUUUCAAUUUGUACUAUCAUUGGGUAAAACAAAAAAAAGAGUGCCUUUGAAACUGCAUCGGUUAAUAAUCUUCCUAUCUGCUAUGAGCUUGGGGCGACGGCUGGCUAAUCCACCCAGAGUAAAGGUUCUUGCAUCAAGUACCUGUCUGCUAAAGUCAACUGUGACUUAUACGAUUAACUGAUAAUAAUUAUACAGAAACUUUGGAGAAUUCUGGUUAAUCAUACUUUAUCUACCUAUGACAUGUGUUAUAGUAUCUUUAAAUUGUGAGGUUUUAAGCAGGCAUGAUACAGGCAGUAUUGUGUAGAACUGAACUUGUUUGUGUGUUUUAUUUCCCGUGCGGAAGUACUAAAACACAAAGGUACUCUGUAAUGUACAAUCCUGAAUUUGUGGGACUUUUCUAAUGUUGUGAAGACUUGAGCGUUGUGGUGUAUUUGCAGUAGCACAAACCUCUGAUGCUGCUUGUGUGCUCGUGGGGCGGGAAGUAUCUAAGCUCCCGGCACACCAGACGAUACGAGGGCAUUCGAAAGAAUACAGGCUUGUCAGAACAGUUACGUGGAAUUAGAAGCUAACAGAAUGCAGUACUUUGGGGGCAAUUGUUAUUAUUUACGAUUCAUUAAAACACUCUAUCCAUCAAUGAUGAUCAACUAUGAAUUGCCUAAACUUGAAAGAAAGGACAUUUUUUUCAUAUUUUUUAUUUUCUUUCCUUUUUUUGGAAAAGGCAGUUGUACUCAUGCCAGGGCUUUAAAAAGAGUCAAAAGAAUCAGACGCUGAUGAUAUACAGGGCAGAUUUACCUUUUUUCCCCUUAUUUCUAUUGUACUGUUUUCCAUUUGUGUUAACGUGAAGGGGGUGUGUUUUUCCUCAUUGAGUUGCAGACAUCCGCCCCAGUCCAUGGUGAGACAGCACUUGUCACUCUGCCUCAGAGUCUCUACAGAUACUCUAACAUUGUCCAGCGUUGAUACAACGUAGGUACAGAGGUCAAGUCUAACGUUGACACAACGUAGGUACAGAGGUCUAGUCUCACGUUAAACUGACGUUUAUAGGACAAAAAAGUGCACUGUUCAGUUUUCCCAGUUUACAGGUUUACGCUAAAGGGAAAACUGCCAAAAAUGCUGACUGAUGGCUAGGGUUCCAUUGUUUUACAUAGUGACCAAUACAGAAUCUGUUACCAGCCACUCCACCCAGACUCACACCCCCACUCCUUGAAAUUCAUCCUUCAUCCCUGACCUUUGUUGUUCAGCCCCAAGAAACCCCAGUGACACACUCAGUGCCCCCACCCCCUCCCCCCCGCUAGAUGAUAAACUUGCUGCUCACUCUGCAAGACUUUCUUUUGUAUAAAUAUUACUUUUUUUUUUUUUUUUUAUAAUAACACUUCAUUAUCUUUAGGGGAAGCUGUAUUUAAGUUGGUUGUUGUUACUCUUUUCCUCUUCGUCUUGUGAUGUUCAAGACCCGAUCACAGUAUAUAUAAAAUGGAAAAAAAAUCUGUGAGUUUUUUUUUUUUUUUUUGCCUUGGCUCUUCGCGGCUCUUCAGGUUGAAUACAAUUUGCAUUGGGGAAAGGUUAAAGAUUAUAUAUGAAUAUAUAAUAGAGAUCUUAAAUAUAGGAAAAUGCACACUCAUGUCAAUUCCUAUGGUUAAACACAUUUAUGGUCUACUUUUUUCUGUAUUUCUAGAAUGGUAUUUGAUUCAGUGUUCACCUAGAGUAGCACUAUAGUAUUUAUAUUGAGGCUCGUAUUUUGAACUGUUGCUUGUUCUCUCUCAAGGUAUUUACGUACCUUUUUUGGUAGUGGAAAAAAAAAACAAGCUGCCACAGUAUAUUUUUUUAAUUUGGCAGGAUAAUAUAGUGCAAAUUAUUUGUAUGUUUAAAGAAA
Molecule: messenger RNA, 5638 nt
Organism: Esox lucius (northern pike)
Lineage: Eukaryota; Metazoa; Chordata; Actinopteri; Esociformes; Esocidae
Gene: bcl11aa
Product: BAF chromatin remodeling complex subunit BCL11A a
Exons: 3
Coding region: 441-3092 (883 amino acids)
Biological process (GO): negative regulation of dendrite development; regulation of transcription by RNA polymerase II
Cellular component (GO): nucleus
Molecular function (GO): RNA polymerase II cis-regulatory region sequence-specific DNA binding; DNA-binding transcription factor activity
Source: RefSeq, a predicted model, not a curated record